CUUUCCACACAAGGGGAUAGGGAUACACGUGUUCUACGAACUAUGAGAAGAAUGGGACCUGCUGUGUUUAAUGGCGGUAUCUCUACUCUACUUGCAUUCAUUCUUCUCGCAACAUCUUCUAGUUACGUUUUCCUCUCCUUCUUCAAGAUAUUCUUCCUUAUUUGUAUAUUUGGUUUAUUUCAUGGUCUCAUCUCUCUACCAGUCAUCCUCUCUCUAGUCGGACCUAUCAAUCAGGGACGGAGAAGGGAGAAGGUAGAUACAGGAUCAGAGUUCCAGGAUACUCAACACUGAAGAUACUUAUCCGCAAAUCUGGAAGAAACGGGUUCAAAAUAAUCUAGUCUUGUGAUCCUUUUCAAAGAAUUAAAGAUACAAUUCAAAGGGA
This is a messenger RNA of Eurytemora carolleeae, 382 nucleotides long. Its product is annotated as patched domain-containing protein 3. Lineage: Eukaryota; Metazoa; Arthropoda; Copepoda; Calanoida; Temoridae. Gene Ontology annotation, cellular component: membrane. The transcript has 3 exons. The record is from RefSeq and is a predicted model, not a curated record. The coding region runs from base 43 to 291 and encodes 82 amino acids.